Molecule: messenger RNA, 1222 nt
Organism: Cuscuta europaea
Lineage: Eukaryota; Viridiplantae; Streptophyta; Magnoliopsida; Solanales; Convolvulaceae
Source: the annotation of a GenBank genome assembly
UUGUGAAUUAAAUCCUACUACUGCUCUUUUUGGUUCAGCCGAUCUUGCCAAUCGCAAAACUUAAAUUGACUCCAACGGCUCUUUUCGAUAUCAUCCCUCCCCUUCAAAAAUCUGCGCAUCUGGAAAUUCAAUAACAGCAACCAGCCACGCUCAUGGACUCAACAGUCUCGACCCCGCUUUCUCAUCCACCUGAACCCAGAAAUCGAACAAAAUCGUCUUCAAGGCGCUCUAAAUUUCGUCGAGUCGAUGUUGCUGCUGAAAUAUCCCCUUCCGUCCCAAACCAAGAGUCAUUAUCAGAGAAUCUUGAAAUGGGUGAUAAUUGUGCAGAACCAGUUGUUGCGGUUCGCAGGGGACGCAGGAGCAAGAAUAUUUCUUCGGUUUGUGCUUCUCCGAGGAACGCCAGAAGACCCAGAAAGCGAUUAGAUCAGGAAAUGGUGAGAGACGAAAAAGAUUCUGAGGUAGGAGAUGAGGUGAUUAUUAAGCCUAGAAAGAAGAGGCAAAUUGCCAGAUUAAAGAAAGAUAAGAUUGCCUUGGUUCCUUCCGUGCCUUCCCCAAGAGAAGAAGAAGGGGUUAAUCUGGACAGGUAUGGGAAGCUAAUAAGUGAUGUUUUGAUGUGGAGAGAUGUUGCAAAAUCAAGUCUUUGGUUUGGUUUUGGGUCACUCUGCUUCUUAUCUUCCUGUUUUGCAAGUGGAAUUAACUUUAGCAUUUUCUCUGCUAUGUCUCAAAUGGGACUUCUCUUUCUGGCUGUGUCAUUCAUCUUGAAUACUCUCCGGCCAAGAGAAAUUGUUGAAACUAGGACUGAAAUGAAGCUGAAGGAAGAUGACAUUUUGAGAAUGGGUAAAUUCAUUCUCCCAGCAGUAAAUCUUGCAAUUUCAAAAACAGGAGAUGUGUUUUCUGGAGAGCCAGCCAUGACCCUUAAAGUGGUGCCAUUCCUGAUGGUUGGAGCUGAAUAUGGACAUCUCCUAACUCUAUGGAGGCUUUGUGCACUUGGGUUUUUCGUUAGCUUCACUGCUCCAAGAUUCUAUUCAUCUUACUCUACCCAAAUACGUAGAAAAGGAGAGUGCAUUAGAUGUUGGGUGAUGGAGGCCUGGUGUGCUUGCUCACACAAGAAGAUCAUAGCACUAUCAGUAUUUUCAGCCUUUUGGAACCUCACAACUGCCCGCACCCGCAUUUUUGCAGCAUUCAUAUGCCUUGCGAUGAUCAGAUACUAUACAAUUCAUUC